AUGCUUGUGCAGCGGGAUAGCGUGUCCUGCGCGGCCAGUGCCCUGACCACUCUGUCUGCGGAGCAGGAUCGCCGUAAGCGCAAGGUGAAGCCGGAGUUGCCACGCCCCCGUAAGGUGACAUCGGCGGGCAGCGGUGUGAGGGGCGCAGGAGUGGUGCCGCCUCCGCCAAGCGACGAUGUGAUUGCCCGUCUUCAAAAGCCCAGCUAUCAGCGCGAUUUCCAGCCGUUGGCGCUUUACGGACCCCAUGGAGUGGGGUGUCAACUGCCAGCACAGGACGUCCUGACGCUCGCCGACGGACAGUGUCUGGCGGACACAGUGGUGGACUUCCACAACAUGUACCCGAAGCUGGAAGGUGGCAAAACAUGGUUUGCUCUGGACACGAAGGCGUUUACGUUCGCGAUAGACCUGAACAGGGCAUGGCCCCUUGGACAUGCGCCGUGUAUUUUCGCACAGGACUACCUCGCCAUCCCAGUGUUCUACGAGGGCCACUACUCGCUGGUCAUAGUGACGAACCUCCGCACCAUGGUCAGCGGGAAGCUAUCCGAGACUGCCGAGGGCGGCGUCGAGCUGGUGCAUUACGAUAGUGCACAGUUGCACACUAAUAAGCCAGAAGUGAUGGAGGGCGUCAAGAGGAUGCUGCUCCUUCUACACAAAGCUCAGCUGCCCACUGCCGACCGGAAGCAGGCGGAGGACCAUGUGAAGUAUGCCGAAGUCUACGUAAUGCAUUUCAUGACGUUCUACGGCGCGAAGUCCCACGCAUACCGGCGCCAGCUCCGCGAGGAGGUGUCCCUCCACGCCACAGGUGACCUUAUUGUGAAGCUGUUUGGGGAGGGUGUGGAUGUUCCCGUGCAGCCUCUUCCCCAGGUGGGAGAACACGGCGCCCUCGUCUUUCCCAAGGAGGACGAAGUCCGCACGGACCUCGCGAGGCAGUCAGGCAUGAUAGCCCGUAUGGAGAUUGGGGGUUAUGUUGUGUGUGCGGCUGUCAUGGGCCUGGCACGUUCGCUAGGCAUUUCGGAGGAACAACUGCUGAGUGGAGCGGCACACGAGCUUCAGGCACACAGGACGCCUCUGCUGACUCUGUCCACGUCCAAGAACCCCGUGGAGCACGCAGCAUCUAUGCGGACGCUCGGCAUGUCCAUCCACCCGGCUCCAUGUCCGCUUCCGCAGCCAUCGGUCCCGUCUGCGCAUUUCGAGGGGGCGUCACCCAGUAAUGGUGAGCCCACACCUGCUGAUGUCAGGCCCAAGAAGGAGAAGCAGGAUCUCCCAGCCGCACCCGUGACUCCGGCACCACAGCCGAUGGUCUCGCGCUCUGCCAGGUAUCGCCUCCGCACAGGUCAGCAGAUUCGGCUGGGCGCAUAUACUGUGGAGCUCGAUGCGGCGUAUGCGUAUGCCGCGGCAGCCUUUGUAAUCAGGCGUAAUGACCACAUCCAGCACGUGAAGGAGCUGACGGACGAGGAGAAGGAGUGCCUGGUGGGGUGUGUUCGCGACGACGUGCGUCAUCUGGUCAAGGCACGGAUGUGGUGGAGGUGGCGUCAGUGGAGGACAGCGCUGGCAGAGCUGGGCAUCGAGCGUGGUACUCCAUUCCCACUGGAAAACAGUGGCACUCGGUCGCCGGACAACAGCAGCAGCGAUGAAGACGUGCAAGACAGGAUGGGUCAUGGUGUGGAGACGGUUGACGGAACAGCUGCUUCCAGCGGAAAGGCUGGUCGCAGGCGCAAACGUCCUGUUCAAGACGUGGUCGAGGGCUCUGCACGAGUGGACGGGGAACCUGACGCACCUCCGGCGCCAUCAUCGGACGACGAUCCAAACGUGGCUCUCCCCAGACGUAACCUAGUCCACGCUCAAGACGAGGAUGGUGCGGAAGCGGAGAACAAUGCUGAUUCCGACGCAGAAGAGGAUGACGCCGGCGCGAGGCGUGAUCCCAAUGACGCACCGGUCACUCGUGAGGAGCUGCAGAGCAUGAGGGAGCUCCAUGAGGAGACGGCACGUGCGAUUGCAAGGUUGGAGACGGCGUUCAUUGCGAAGCCCAAGGAUGACGGCAGUGCUAAGAAGAGGAGGAGGCGCAAGCGCGGCUCCGGCAAGGGAAAGCGCCGGAAGGCGCGGCGGGCACGCUCCACGUCAGAGACGGCGUCCGAUGAGGAGGGGGGGUUCGACGACGAGGACGAGGGCCACCUUCGUCACUACCCAUCUGCCAUUAUGCAGGAGGCGCUUGACCUACUCCCGACCGACAAAGGCUGGAAGGAAUUAUGUGAGCAGGCACGCACCGAGCUGUUCGUUCGGCGCUCCAACGCACAGCUGACGUUCUACCCCAGCAGCGCCGCCAAAACUUGGGCCAUCUGUGCAGUCGUGGAUAACCUGACGGAAAGCUAUGCAAGCGUGGCUCUCGCGGCGUGCAAGGCAAGUCGGGUCGACCUGAACAGGUCGUGCAGCGACUGGAAGACAGCGGCGGCAGGGAGAGUCCGAGACAUCGGGCUGCCGAAGAUUGGACUUUUUCGCCACGAACGAGACAUGAAGAGUCCAUGGGCGACCAAGGCGAGGCGCACCCUCUCCCGGAUCCGAAAUAGGGUCGGCCUUGGCGACGUACUGGUGGGAAAGCUGCGGCUGUUUAGCUGGAGUUGCUCCCGUGAAGGGAUGCCGUUCGCGUCUGGGGCGUUUACGGCCUGCGCGCGUGCGGUGUUCAAGCCAAGGAUGGUCAACGGGACUGUGACACUGAAGCUCUACCACGUGGCAUGGCUGGAGCACGUGAUGCGGUCAAUCACUGGGAGGAGCGCCAGGGUCGCUUCGCCAACCCAAUCCGCGAGCACCAACGCGCAGAUAGUGGACGGCCUCCACGUCCUUGUCAAGGCUGCUGUUAGGGCCGCCAUCGCGGAUUUCCGACCAGCAUAUGACGAGGCGUCCCAGAGCUGGGAGUGGGGCCGCCAUGGUCUCCGCAUCUCGGCUGACGGCAUCGCCGCCGUCGAAGCAGUGACCGCAGAGGCAAGCGUCAGUCGCGGUACUCCGCAGGCCUAA
Closterium sp. Yama58-4 is the source of this 3009-nucleotide messenger RNA. The record is from the annotation of a GenBank genome assembly. NCBI's taxonomy places the organism in Eukaryota, Viridiplantae, Streptophyta, Zygnematophyceae, Desmidiales, Closteriaceae.